This is a messenger RNA of Amblyraja radiata (thorny skate), 1083 nucleotides long. Its product is annotated as NFU1 iron-sulfur cluster scaffold homolog, mitochondrial-like. Gene Ontology annotation, cellular component: mitochondrion. The record is from RefSeq and is a predicted model, not a curated record. NCBI's taxonomy places the organism in Eukaryota, Metazoa, Chordata, Chondrichthyes, Rajiformes, Rajidae. Gene Ontology annotation, molecular function: iron ion binding; iron-sulfur cluster binding. Gene Ontology annotation, biological process: iron-sulfur cluster assembly. Bases 23 to 826 code for a protein of 267 amino acids. The transcript is spliced from 8 exons.
GUCCUGACUGGCGGCGGUGGUGAUGGCGGCGGUGGCGGGCGGUUGGCGGCUGCUGCUCCGGCGAUGGCGAUGGCGGCCGCACAGCAGCCUAACCAUCAGAAGUAAUCCAAGACAUGUUCAUUCUGCUGUGAGUUUAACUUCAAGAAUGCUAGAGGGACCGAUGUUUCUCAUUCCAACAGGACCUAAGUUUGUCAGUGCUCGAUUCCUGGCAAUACAGACCCUGGACACGCCAAAUCCUAACAGCUUAAAGUUUCUUGCUGGUCGUCAAGUAGUCGAUUCGGGAAGUAUUGAUUUUCCAAGUGUGAAUUCAGCUCACUGCUCACCUCUAGCCAUGCAGCUGUUCCAAAUAGAAGGCGUUAAAAGUGUGUUUUAUGGACCUGAUUUCAUUACAAUAACCAGGGAAAGCCAUGUGGAGUGGAACAUUCUUAAGCCUCAGGUUUCUGCAGUCCUUGAUGAUUUCUUUGCUAGCGGCCUGCCUUUAAUGACAGGCACACCACAACCAGAUUCUGACCUCUCAGAGAGUGAGGAGGAUGACGAAGUGGUUGCAAUGAUCAAGGAACUGCUGGAUACAAGAAUAAGACCUACUGUGCAAGAAGACGGAGGAGAUAUCAUCUUUAAAGGUUUUGAAAAUGGUGUUGUGAAGCUAAAACUGUUGGGCUCCUGCACUGGCUGCCCAAGCUCAAUUAUUACUUUAAAAAGUGGAAUUCAAAAUAUGUUACAGUUUUACAUCCCUGAAGUUGACGAAGUAGAACAGGUCCAAGAUGAAGUUGAUGAUGUAAACAUUAAAGCCUUUGAAGAAUUAGAGAAGAAAUUAAAAGAUUCGUAAAUUAUUUACCAGAAAUGUUCAGAAAUUUGUUGAGAGAUCUGUUUAUUUCUCCCAGUUCUAUUAUUGUGAUACAAAGUCAUAUUGAUCCCAUAUUACCUGUCUCAUUAUUUGUUUUGUUACAUUGCUGGAAAUACUGACUGAAUUGUUGAUUUUUUCUUUGUCAUCUGCAUUUCCCUUUAAAUGUCCCAAUUGGAAAAUAUAGCCUUUUCCCUCUCUUAUACCAGUGUGUGAAAGAAAUAUUAUUAUCUGGAUUAACA